GCGCAGGGAAUGUCGUCGUCAGUUCUGCACGGGGUCUGCAAAUCGAUAAGGCUCGGAGUUUCGGAGGCUAAACUCCGUGUGCGCCCCAUCCGACAUCGCCUUUCGGAGGAACAAUCUCUCCAUUGGAAGACACGCUGAGAAUACAACGGUACACGGUAGUGGAAGUUAAUGGUGUCACGGUCGGAUGGUUAUUCGAUGCCCCGAUCGUUUCCUGGCGCGGCGCUGAGUGUUCUUGUCCAAAAUCGUGGGCAUGAAAGAGGUUGGUGCCUAAGGCGCUAAAGAAUCUUGUCUCAAAACUUUAUCUCGACCUCAGGAAAGACGACAUCUGAACGUAUACCAGCACGUGAAGUGCGGCUGGGAAUAGACAUUGCAGUCUGAUACGAUGGUACACGCCGACUCCUCCACCUUCCGCGAAGGCGUCGACAAAAGAGAAGCAUACGAGCAAGUCCUCGAGCAAGCGAAAGCGCUAUUCGAAGGCCAACGGAAUUGGGCAAAAACCAGCAACACGUCCAACACCGCCUCCCUCCUCUGGCACGCCCUGCACGCCCUUCCCGGCGCCAGCGCGCAAACAAACUGGGCAGGCUUCUACGUGCUCGACGCCCGCAACCCCGCCCAGCUCAUCCUAGGCCCCUUCCAGGGUAAAGUAGCCUGCCAGACGAUCGCAUUCGGGAAAGGCGUGUGCGGCGCGGCGGCGCAGAGUCGAAGGACGCAGUUGGUGCCGGAUGUGGAGAAGUUCCCCGGGCAUAUUGCGUGUGAUGGGGCGUCGAGGAGUGAGAUUGUUGUGCCGGUUCUGAAGCGGGGGAAGGUUGUGGCGAUUAUUGAUAUCGAUUGCGCGGUGGAGAAUGGGUUUGACGAAGACGAUCAGAAGCAAUUAGAGGCGCUUGCGGAACUGCUCGCCGAGGCUUGCGAUUGGUAGAAGAAGCAAUGGAGAGGUUGCAUGCCUUCACGAUCAGUGUUGCGGUUUGAGAUGUGAAUACCUAUCUGCGACAAUGCAUAUAGAGAAUGUAGAGGCGCUCAACAGCCAUCAUCAGAAUCCCCAUCAAGGGGACC
Messenger RNA from Neohortaea acidophila, 1050 nucleotides. Its product is annotated as GAF domain-like protein. Bases 383 to 916 code for a protein of 177 amino acids. Gene Ontology annotation, molecular function: L-methionine (R)-S-oxide reductase activity; protein binding. The record is from RefSeq and is a predicted model, not a curated record. Gene Ontology annotation, cellular component: cytosol. The transcript is spliced from 4 exons. Lineage: Eukaryota; Fungi; Ascomycota; Dothideomycetes; Mycosphaerellales; Teratosphaeriaceae.